GCUGGGCAGCCUGUGGGAUUCUUCUGGGGGAGCAGUGCUGUGUCCUUUCCACCAUGUCACCUAAGAAAGCCAAGAAGAGAGCAGAGGGCGCCAAUUCCAACGUGUUCUCCAUGUUUGAACAGAGCCAGAUCCAGGAAUUUAAGGAGGCCUUCACCAUCAUGGACCAGAACAGGGAUGGCUUCAUAGACAAGAACGAUCUGAGGGACACCUUUGCUGCUCUUGGGCGUGUGAAUGUGAAAAAUGAGGAAAUCGAUGAAAUGCUCAAGGAGGCUCCAGGUCCAAUUAACUUUACUGUGUUCCUACAGAUGUUUGGGGAGAAACUUAAGGGGUCAGACCCUGAGGAGACCAUUCUCAACGCGUUCAAAGUGUUUGACCCUGAAGGCAAAGGGGUGCUCAGGGCUGAUUACAUACAGGAGAUGCUGACCACGCAGGCGGAGAGGUUUUCCAAGGAGGAGAUCGACCAGAUGUUUGCCGCCUUCCCCCCUGAUGUGACUGGCAACUUGGACUAUAAGAACCUGGUGCACAUCAUCACCCACGGAGAAGAGAAGGACUAAGGAGGGGGUUGCCUUUGGCCUGGGUGCCUUAGAGAUACCACGUGGCCACACAGUCGGCAGAUGGAAAUCCAUCCAGAGGCCAUGUUCAAAUAAACAGGAGGUUGUGUAUUUGUU
This is a messenger RNA of Eubalaena glacialis (North Atlantic right whale), 668 nucleotides long. RefSeq names its product myosin light chain 2 (gene MYL2). The coding region runs from base 54 to 554 and encodes 166 amino acids. Lineage: Eukaryota; Metazoa; Chordata; Mammalia; Artiodactyla; Balaenidae. The transcript has 8 exons. Gene Ontology annotation, cellular component: myofibril; cytoplasm. The record is from RefSeq and is a predicted model, not a curated record. Gene Ontology annotation, biological process: muscle cell fate specification; cardiac muscle contraction; heart development. Gene Ontology annotation, molecular function: calcium ion binding.